AUGGCACAGAAGACGCUGAAGUAUGUUGGAGUACUGACAGACAAUAGACUCAGGUACAAGGCGCACAUUGAAAAGGCAUAUGAGAAAGCAGCACGUGCCACGGCCGCACUAGCAAGAGUAAUGGCCAACAUUGGUGGACCAAGCCAAAAUAGGCGUGCGCUCUUGGACAAGGUGAGCCAAUCACUUAUGAUGUACGCGGCGCCGAUAUGGGGACCAGCAUUACAGCAAAAGACGUAUGCUAAGAAAACGAAGUUUGCAAUGCGGCUUAGUGCCGUUAGGGUCACAUGUGCAUUUCGUACGGUAUCACACGAAGCGGUUGGGAGCGGGCAUUAUGCCACCAGAGGUAAUGGCCAUGGAACUCAAAAGAAUAUAGACAGAUCUACAAGACUGGGCAGGCGGCUAACGGCUGAAGAACGGAAGGAUGAGAAGGAAAAAUGA
This is a messenger RNA of Bactrocera latifrons, 438 nucleotides long. RefSeq lists its product as uncharacterized. The record is from RefSeq and is a predicted model, not a curated record. The transcript has a single exon. Bases 1 to 438 code for a protein of 145 amino acids. NCBI's taxonomy places the organism in Eukaryota, Metazoa, Arthropoda, Insecta, Diptera, Tephritidae.